This is a messenger RNA of Nanorana parkeri, 790 nucleotides long. Its product is annotated as granzyme A-like. The transcript has 6 exons. The record is from RefSeq and is a predicted model, not a curated record. Gene Ontology annotation, molecular function: serine-type endopeptidase activity. Gene Ontology annotation, biological process: proteolysis. Bases 1 to 786 code for a protein of 261 amino acids. NCBI's taxonomy places the organism in Eukaryota, Metazoa, Chordata, Amphibia, Anura, Dicroglossidae.
AUGACGAGGCGGAACCCUGCGCUGAUCCGUGAGGGAAGGACAGUAUACCUUCACUCUGGCAUCUUCCUCUUUCACCAGUACAGGAAGUGUUACUGUGAAAUACCCAUCAGAAUGAACCUUUUCUUGUGUCUGCAACUAUCAGCAAUAUUUCUACUUCUUCUUCCUGAUGGACAGACUUGUGUGGAAAUUGUUGGGGGAAGAGAGGCAAAACCUCAUUCACGACCUUACAUGGUAUAUAUAAAACAGGGAAAACGCUUCUGUGGAGGAAUGCUGGUUAAACCUGACUGGGUCUUAACUGCAGCACACUCUUUAGCUCAGCUUUUACCUGAGGACCUGCUGGGAGGUGGAGAGCAUUCCAACAGAAUUUACAUGGGGUUAUCUGAGAAAGCAGAAAUGACAUAUGCUGUGAAAGCUCUGCCAUUACCUAAAAGCUGUGAUGAGCCAGUUAAAGAAACCAUUUGUGAAGUCGCUGGAUGGGGUAUCACAGAUGACGAAAAACCAUCAGAUAAACUCAAGGAGGCAAAUGUUACCAUAAUGGACAGAACAGCCUGCAACGAGUAUUGGCACAUGAAAAUAACUGAAAAUAUGAUUUGUACUAGUGAAGAAGGCAACACAGAAACGUGUGCGGGAGACUCUGGUGGACCUCUGAUCUGCAACGGAGUGCUGAGGGGUAUCGUAUCUUUUGGCGAAUUAGAUUGUGGUGCUCCUGGAAAUGUGGCGGUCUAUACUAACUUAAAUAACAAGAUCAUUUGCUGGAUAUAUAAACAACUGAGUGGCUUGCCUUAAAGAA